This is a messenger RNA of Didymodactylos carnosus, 720 nucleotides long. The record is from the annotation of a GenBank genome assembly. Lineage: Eukaryota; Metazoa; Rotifera; Eurotatoria; Philodinida; Philodinidae.
AUGACUGUCUUGACUUCAUCUGUAAGUUGUACUCAGACUGAAACAUGUUUUCAGGAUGGUAAAAGCGAUAGUCAACUUCGAGUAAAAAUUGAGAAUAACUGGUAUAAUCUAACACAAUGGCAACAUCAACAUCCGGGCGGAGCAAAAAUAUUACAACAUUCAAAUGGAUUAGAUGUAACUGAUGCGUUUACUUCAUUACAUUCUAAAAAUGCUUGGACACGUCUUAGCAAAAUGCAUAAAACAAUCGCUAAAUUAAAUGAUACUCCUGCUCCAACUAAAGCAACAUUAGCAUUCAGACGAUUAAGAAAACAAUUAGAAGAAGAUGGAUGGUGGAAGCAUGAUAGAAAAUGGGAAUUAUUUUAUCAAUUAUCCGUCUUUAUGUUAACAUCUUUUGGUACAUAUAUAUCAUUUGCCGGUCAUUCAAUAGUAGCAAUAUUACUUAUUGGACUGGGUAUGCAACAAGCAGGAUGGAUCGGUCAUGAUAAUACUCAUGGACGAGGAUCACUUCAAGCUUGGUUUGCCGCAUUUCAAUCAGGCGUUAUUAAUGGAUUUUCACGUAAAUGGUGGUCAGAAAAACAUAAUAUACAUCAUGUAUAUACAAAUCAUAUUGGUAUUGAUGCUGAUAUUGAGAAUGAUCCAUUAAUACAUUUAUUUUUUCCAUCAAUCGAUAAAGACGUAUAUUUUCGUCGAUUUCAACAUUACUAUUUUUAUAUUAUUUGA